CUUGGGGCCACCUGUUUGCUGGGCUUCAGUUUCCUGCUCCUCGUCACCUCUUCUGAUCGACCUAAUGGGCUUGGAAAGGGUUUUGGAGAUCACAUUCAUUGGAGGACACUAGAAGAUGGAAAGAAAGAAGCAGCUGCCAGACCCUUGAUCUAUGAGGGAAUUGUUCUACGUUCAUAUCUGAAUCUCCAAUCAUGAAGAUGUUGAAUGAUUGAAAUGGUUAUUGAAUAGCUACUGAGAGUCACUGACUAUAAGGAAUGAAGAGGAACUAGCAUUUGUGAAUUGUCUUCUGUAUGCUAAAUAUAGUGAUGUUGUUUUGCAGUAUUUAAUACUCUUUAAAGCCCCAUUGUAAAUGGAUGGACACAGUGUUUGGCCGUCAGGAUAUCACAUUCUUCUGAGAACUGUAACAUUUGACAUGAAUAACUGAUGCCAUUCUAAGCUCCAUCUCCUUUCGGAGAGAGCAGGACCCGGCUCUAGUUGGCUCAGAACUCCUAUUUCCAUAGCAACGAGAGGCCCUGUAAGAGUCAAGGGAGGCAGGAAGUGCAGCUUGCAUUUCCGGUUUGCGUCGGAGACGUCCGUAACCCGGAAGUUGACGCGGCGCGGUUGCACAUGGCUGCGCCCUGGGAGGAUGCCGCUCGUGGUGUUUUGCGGGCUGCCGUACAGCGGCAAGAGUCGGCGCGCGGAGGAGCUCCGUGGGGCCCUGGCGGCCGACGGCCGAGUGGUGCACGUGGUGGACGACGCGGCGGUGCUGGGCGCGGAGGACGCGGCGGUGUACGGCGAUUCGGUCCGUGAGAAGGCCUUGCGUGGGGCCCUGCGAGCCGCCGUGGAGCGGCGCCUGAGUCGCCACGACGUGGUCAUCCUCGACUCACUUAACUACAUCAAGGGCUUCCGCUACGAACUAUACUGCCUGGCGCGGGCGGCGCGCACCCCGCUCUGCCUGGUCUACUGCGUACGGCCAGGGGGUCUGAGCGAGGAACCGCAGGUGGCGGGCUUGGAGGAGAAUCGGAACCGGAACGUCAGUGUGAGUUGGAGGCCGCGCGCUGAGGAGGGAGGGAGACCUCUGGAGGCAGGCACCGGUGCCUUCAGGGAACCGCGGCUAGUGGACUCCGCAGGAAAUGGGAGGAUUCAGGCAGACGUAUCUAAAGAACUGGUGCAGGAAGAAACUAGGGCGCCAGAUUUUACAGCUCUCAUGACUCCGGAAUUCGAGAAAUCUGCAAAGCCUAUGUCGGGUGACUUUUACACUCCCGAACUUCUGGAGGCCCUAGCGCUGCGCUUCGAAGCUCCCGACUCUCGGAACCGCUGGGACCGACCCUUGUUCACCUUGGUGGGCUUAGAGGAGCCAUUGCCCUUGGCAGAGAUCAGGGCUGCCCUGUUUGAGAACCGGGCUCCUCCACCCCAUCAAUCUACACAGUCCCAGCCACUUGCCUCCGGCAGUUUUCUGCACCAGUUGGACCAGAUCACCAGCCAGGUGUUGGCAGGACUGAUGGAAGCGCAGAAGAGCGCGGUACCCGGAGACUUGCUUAAGCUUCCUGGCACCACAGAGCACUUGCGGUUUACUCGGCCCUUGACCAUGGCAGAACUGAGUCGGCUUCGUCGUCAGUUUAUUUCCUAUACCAAAAUGCAUCCCAACAAUGAGAACCUGCCUCAACUGGCCAACAUGUUUUUGCAGUAUCUAAGCCAGAGCCUGCACUAACCAGAUAGGUGAGGGAAAGCCAUGCUCUUUGUCAAACCAUCACACUCUGCUUCUCUGGGAAGAAUAAUCAGAGGGUCUGCAGAAUAUUUUGAUGUGUGGCACUAGAGCUGUUGUGACUGCUUCACACAUACUUUGCUGAAUGAUGCCUCUGAGCCAGGCAUUGAGUUUACAGCAUAAUGAAACUAGAGAGAACAGAGAAGUAGCUUGGAAGAUCUUGGUAAAUUUCUCCAGAGGAUAGAGCUUUUUGAGUACUGUGCCUACUUUUUUUUGCUAGUCUCUAUCCUGGGGCCUGGGGUCAUAGACAGAUCCACUGGUUUCUAUCCUUGGGAAUCUUUGGUUCUAGUGGAAAUGAAAGACAAAAAUCACUAGAUUAUUUCAUCUAAUAAAAUCUUUUAGAAGAAGACAGUCUGCUGGCAUCUCUUUCACUUAUUGUAACUUUAUGUUCUUUAUGUAAUUUACUUACUGUAACAUUCUAGAUACACAUAAAUCCUUGUUAUGCAUUCAUCAAUAGUACUUUGAUAGUGCUCAGUGAGAGUCUAGAUGUUUUAGUUUUAACCUAGAGUGACUAUAUUAUAUUAUGACAGCUUACAUAAUUAUUGUGUUCAUUCUGUUUUUCAAGACAAAUAGCACUUUAAGCUUAUCGUUUUCUUUUUUUCAUUAAUUUCAUUAAACAAAUGGUAAGUACCCACCUUAUCAAUGCUUGUAUUUUUCGAAGAUAAAUUAGAUACAGUCUUUGCCCUUGAGAAAUUAGUAGUUUUGAUAAGUAAAUAGGUGAUUAGAGGAUGAAAAGUGCUGGUGGUGAGAAUGCUUUGAGGAGUAGGACUAACUAGCUGUUGAGAGAAGGUGGUUUGGGGAAGCCUUCACAGAGGAGUUUAUAUUUGAAUUGUCACUCUAGAACAGGGGUCGGUAAAGGCCAAACAGCAAAUCUUAGGCUUCAUGGACCAUGCAGUCUCUCUUGCAGCUGAUCAGCUGUGCUGUGGUAUCACAGAAGCUGCCAUAGACAGUAAGUAUACAAACAAGUGAAUGUGUUUUAAUACACUGACUGAAUUAUAUUUGAUUUUAACAUAUCACAAGGUACUAUUCUUUAGAUUUGUUUUCAACCAUUUAAAAAU
Molecule: messenger RNA, 2802 nt
Organism: Vicugna pacos (alpaca)
Lineage: Eukaryota; Metazoa; Chordata; Mammalia; Artiodactyla; Camelidae
Source: RefSeq, a predicted model, not a curated record